CCCCCUUCUUUCUGCUUCACCUUUUUAUCCACUGCUUGAUUUGCUCUCUCUCUCUCUGCAAACAAAGUACAAACCAACCAUGGAAGCUGUGGGAGACGCUCUUCUUUCUGCUGCCAUCGGCCUCUUGUUUGACAAGUUGGCCUCCACUGAUUUGCUCGACUUUGCACGCCAACAAUGGGUGUACUCUGAUCUCAAGAAAUGGGAGAUAGAAUUGUCGAAUAUUCGUGAAGAGCUUAAUGACGCGGAGGACAAGCAGAUCACGGAUCACUCUGUGAAAGAGUGGCUGGGCAAUCUGAAGGAUUUGGCUUAUGAUAUGGAGGACAUCUUGGAUGAGUUCGCCUACGAAGCUUUGCAACGGGAACUCACGGCCAAAGAAGCUGAUCAUCAAGGCAGGCCGAGCAAGGUACGCAAGCUCAUCUCCACUUGUCUUGGCAUUUUCAAUCCUAAUGAGGUUAUGCGUUAUAUUAACAUGAGGUCCAAGGUGUUGGAAAUCACUCGCCGCUUACGAGAUAUUUCGGCUCAAAAAUCUGAGCUUCGUCUAGAAAAGGUGGCUGCGAUAACCAACUCUGCUAGGGGAAGGCCAGUCACCGCAUCUCUAGGAUAUGAACCUCAGGUCUAUGGCAGGGGGACAGAAAAAGAGAUUAUAAUUGGUAUGCUGCUUAGGAAUGAACCCACUAAAACCAAUUUUUCUGUAGUUUCCAUCGUGGCCACGGGUGGGAUGGGCAAGACCACACUGGCAAGACUGGUGUACGAUGACGAUAAGACCGUAACCAAGCAUUUUGAUAAAAAAGCCUGGGUUUGUGUCUCAGAUCAGUUCGAUGCAGUGAGAAUAACAAAGACAAUUCUCAACUCGGUGACUAAUUCUCAAAGCAGUGAUUCACAAGACUUGCAUCAAAUCCAAGAAAAUUUGAGGAAGGAAUUGAAGGGAAAAAAAUUUCUGAUAGUUUUGGAUGAUUUGUGGAAUGAUGAUUACUUUGAGUUGGACAGGCUAUGCUCCCCUUUCUGGGUGGGAGCACAGGGAAGCAAAAUUCUAGUCACAACUCGCAAUAAUAAUGUUGCAAACAAGAUGAGAGGACGCAAGAUCUUACAUGAGCUCAAACAGUUACCAUAUGAUGAUUGUUUGAAGAUAUUUCAAACACAUGCUUUUGAACAUAUGAAUAUCGAUGAGCACCCAAAUUUGGAAUCAAUUGGUAGGAGAAUUGUAGAGAAGUGUGGAGGUUCUCCCUUAGCGGCAAGAGCCCUUGGUGGCCUUUUGCGCUCUGAACUACGUGAAUGUGAAUGGGAAAGAGUAUUGUACAGCAAAGUAUGGAAUUUAACAGACAAGGAAUGUGACAUCAUCCCUGCCUUGAGAUUGAGCUACUAUCAUCUGUCUUCACAUUUAAAGAGGUGUUUUACUUAUUGCGCAAAUUUUCCCCAGGAUUAUGAGUUUACAAAGCAAGAGUUAAUCCUCUUGUGGAUAGCGGAGGGGUUAAUUGAACAAUCAAAAGAUAAUAGGAAAAUGGAAGAUCAUGGUGAUAAGUAUUUUGAUGAGCUAUUGUCAAGGUCAUUUUUUCAAUCGUCAAGCAGCAAUAGAUCACGAUUCGUGAUGCAUGACCUUGUCCAUGCUCUAGCUAAAUCUAUUGCUGGAGACACAUGCUUGCAUUUGGAUGAUGAGUUGUGGAAUGAUUUGCAAUGCCCCAUUUCUGAAAAUACUCGUCAUUCAUCAUUCAUCCGUCAUUUUUGUGAUAUCUUUAAAAAAUUUGAAAGGUUUCAUAAGAAAGAGCGCUUGCGCACGUUCAUAGCUUUGUCGAUUGAUGUACCAACUAGUCCAAAUCGUUGCUAUAUAAGUAAUAAGGUGCUUGAAGAAUUGAUACCAAAGUUAGGGCACUUAAGGGUGCUCUCAUUGGCUCGUUACACGAUAAGUGAGAUACCAGAUUCAUUUGGUAAGUUGAAACAUUUGAGAUACCUUAAUUUGUCCUACACCAGUAUAAAAUGGUUACCCGAUUCAAUUGGUAAUCUUUUUUACCUUCAGACAUUGAAAUUAUCAUGCUGUAAAGAGCUUAUUAGGUUGCCUAUUAGCAUCGGUAACCUAAUCAAUCUUCGACAUCUUGAUGUUGCUGGUGCAAUAAGAUUACAAGAAAUGCCUAUACAAAUUGGCAAACUAAAAGAUUUGCGGAUAUUGUCUAAUUUCAUUGUGGACAAAAACAACGGUUUGACAAUCAAAGGGUUGAAAGACAUGUCACAUCUGCGAGGAGAACUUUGCAUUUCGAAAUUGGAAAAUGUGGUGAAUAUUCAAGAUGCAAGGGAUGUCGAUUUAAAAUUGAAGCGUAACCUUGAAAGCUUGAUAAUGCAGUGGAGUUCUGAGCUGGAUGGUUCAGGGAAUGAGCGGAAUCAAAUGGAUGUCCUUGACUCUCUACAACCUUGUUUGAAUCUAAAUAAACUCUGCAUUCAGUUUUAUGGUGGUCCAGAAUUCCCACGUUGGAUAAGAGAUGCCUUGUUCUCCAAGAUGGUGGAUCUAAGUCUCAUAGAUUGCAGAAAGUGCACGUCUUUACCGUGCUUGGGGCAGUUGCCAUCGCUCAAACAGUUGAGGAUCCAAAGAAUGGAUGGAGUAAAAAAAGUGGGUGCAGAGUUUUAUGGAGAGACUCGUGUUUCUGGAGGUAAGUUUUUCCCAUCACUAGAGUCUCUACAUUUUAAAAGCAUGUCAGAAUGGGAGCACUGGGAGGACUGGUCUUCCUCAACAGAGUCAUUAUUCCCUUGUCUCCAUGAGCUUAUAAUUGAGUAUUGCCCCAAAUUGAUUAUGAAACUACCCACUUACCUACCUUCUCUUACAAAGCUCUCUGUACACUUCUGUCCAAAAUUGGAGUCUCCACUUUCAAGACUUCCACUGCUGAAGAAAUUACAAGUAAGACAAUGUAAUGAGGCGGUCUUGAGCAAGUUAACAAUUUCUGAGAUUUCAGGGCUUAUCAAAUUGCAUGAAGGAUUUGUGCAAGUUUUGCAAGGGCUUCGGGUUUUGAAAGUAUCGGAAUGCGAAGAACUCGUAUAUUUGUGGGAGGAUGGUUUUGGAUCGGAAAACUCUCAUUCUCUUGAGAUUAGAGAUUGUGACCAACUUGUAUCCUUGGGAUGCAAUCUUCAGUCUUUGGAAAUAAUUAAAUGUGAUAAACUAGAGAGGCUUCCAAAUGGAUGGCAGAGUCUAACAUGCCUUGAAAAAUUGGCAAUCAGGGAUUGUCCAAAGCUAGCGUCAUUUCCAGAUGUAGGUUUCCCACCAAAGCUGAGAAGUCUUACUGUUGGAAAUUGUAAAGGUCUAAAGAGUCUACCUGAUGGCAUGAUGUUGAAGAUGAGGAACGACAGUACUGACAGCAACAACUUGUGUCUUCUUGAAUGCUUAAGUAUAUGGAACUGUCCAUCUCUCAUUUGCUUUCCAAAAGGGCAAUUACCCACCACCCUUAAGAGUCUACGCAUAAAGUUUUGUGACGAUCUCAAGUCUCUUCCAGAAGGAAUGAUGGGCAUGUGUGCCCUUGAAGAGUUAACUAUAGUGAGGUGUCCGUCUCUUAUUGGAUUACCGAAAGGUGGGUUACCCGCCACUCUCAAGAUGCUCAUUAUAUUUGAUUGUAGAAGGCUAAAGUCUCUACCAGAGGGAAUAAUGCACCAACAUUCCACCAAUGCUGCUGCUCUCCAAGCCUUGGAAAUCUGUACAUGUCCAUCUCUCACAUCCUUCCCAAGAGGUAAGUUUCCCUCUACUCUUAAGCGACUUCACAUUCGGGGUUGUAAACACCUCGAGUCAAUUUCAGAGGGGAUGUUUCACUCUACUAAUAAUUCACUUCAAUCUUUAAUCCUCGGGAGGUAUCCUAAUCUCAAAACCCUACCAGAUUGCCUCAACACCCUCACAUAUCUAGUUAUUGAAGAUUCUGAAAAUCUGGAAUUGUUGCUUCCUCAGAUAAAAAACCUCACUUGUCUUACAUCGCUUAUCAUUCAAGAUUGCGAGAAUAUCAAGACCCCCCUAUCCCAAUGGGGUCUUUCCAGACUCACCUCUCUUAAACGCCUCUGGAUUAGUGGCAUGUUUCCAGAUGCAACUUCCUUUUCGGAUGACCCCCACUCGAUUCUUUUUCCUACAACUCUCACCUCCCUUAUCCUUUCACGAUUCCAGAAUCUGGAAUCCCUAGCCUCCCUGUCUCUCCAAACCCUCACCUCUCUUGAAGAGCUAGAAAUCUACGAUUGCCCUAAGCUCCGAUCGAUUUUGCCAAGGGAAGGACUAUUGCCUGACACCCUUUCACGACUGCAUGCGCGGCGUUGCCCACAUCUAACACAAAUGUACUCGAAGGAGGAAGGAGAUGAUUGGCUUAAGAUUGCCCACAUCCCCUGUGUGGACAUACAUGACUAAUCCAUCUGAGUAAUAAAGAAGUUCUAAUCAGGUCAUUUACUGGAGAAAGGGGAAGAAUGGCGUUAUAUAGAUCUCAUUCCUAAUCAAAGUGCCACUUCGCCAAUACACAGUCAGUGUUCAUUGUAAGUAAUCAAGAUGAGCAUAGAAGAUUUCUUAUGAUAAACAAAGUUUUGAUUAUGACCAUGGAAGAAACAUGUAAGCUUGCAGUGAUUGGGCGUCCAUGUAAAAUGUGCUCUAACCAAGUGGACUUCUUCAAAAGGAAGUGGAAUAUGAAGAAAGGAUAGAUUGUUCAGACUUUGCCUGUGGAGGAAGGGAGAUUCCUGGGUGCUCAACACUUGAUGCUCAUUGCUCUAUUCAAGAAGAAUAAGAAACUCAGAGUAUGCCCAAAUAGGUUGCACAUCCUAUUGGACAUCCUGUUGGAGCAGCAAUGUCAAAGAAGAUGUACGUUAUACAAAUAUUUGAAGAGAAGUAUUUAAAUCUGGAAACUACUGGUGUGUUUACAACCUCAGAAUUCCUCACUUAAGAAAAUGUGGAUCUCAAGUCCUACCUCAUCAGAUUUAGAGUCUUACAUCUCUUUAACAGCUUUGUGUUGCACAUUGUCCAGGUUCAGGUUUCCUUUGAGGAAAUAAUUUCACGAAUACACUUGCAAGGGUAUUAAAACCCCUUAUCUUUGUGGAGCCUCCAAAGAUUCACCUCUCUAAAAACUCAGUUCAUUCAUUUUAUAUUGUACAUUGUUAAAUGCAAUUUCCUUUUGACAGGAUUUCUUGCUACAACUCAUUGAUCUUUCAAUGAAAAUAUUGUCAAAUUUGAAAUCCUAGCCCCCUCCCUUGGUCUUCAAAACUUCAUUUCUUUAACUUGUAGAGAUUGAGGGAUGCCUUGUUCUAGUCCUUCUUACCAAGUGAAAGGUUGUCUUCUAAGUUUUAUCAAACUUCGAAAUCAAAGAUGUUUCAAGGAGAAUGAUAGAGAUUGGCCCUAGAUUGCCCGCUUCCCCUAAAAUGAGGAUACAUCAUAAACUCAUUUUUGAACCAUAAUAAAUUCAAAUUGCAAAAAUGGGUGCAAAGCCAAUUCAACCCUAUCCUAUCCUUACAUUCAUUAAGUGGCUCAACAAUUUGUGGAAGUUUCCAAGAAGUUGUGUUGAAAGUUUGACUAGGAAGCAAGUUUUGAGUACAAUAGUUACAAACUUAUGGGUGAGUAUUUUGUUUCUUAUCGAUCUCUCCCAUGGUCAAUGUAAGCAUCUUAAGUUCUACCUGUAAUGAAAUCUUCGUAAUUUUAUUUGAAGUGCUCUUUGAGCGGUCUUAGUUAGAGAUUUGACAUGCAAGCAUGGGACGUAAAAUGACAAGGAAGGGUGUUAUUUGAUAACAGUUACAAAUUGGCAUGGAUGUCUUCAUUUCAAUUAAGCAUCUUUUGUGAUACCCUUCUAAUUGGAUUUGAAUACAAUUUUCUAAUUCAAUAUAUAAUGCAUAAAGUUUACCUUAAUAAGUGCACUUUAUGUUAAAAUAUCAAUCUUCUGUAAUCAAGGAAAUGACAAAUUUUCCUUUUAGAAAGAAUGAUGAAAAUUUUCUUUAUCGUAUAGUUAUUUAUGAUCUCAAGUCAUUCCUUUAAGGUUUUCAAAUUGUCAAAAGGAAGGAUUCAAUUUGCUAUAUGUUUAGUGCUCUUAUUCUGUUGACAAAAUGAGAUUUGGAUUUCACAUUGGAGACUACAAGUUUGGCCUAAAUACAAGUAACACCUCUUUAUUUCUUUCACACAUGAUUAAAAAACUAAGUAGCAAGUGCAUAUGUUUAACUUCCAUUUAUUUCUUCUACAGUUUCUACAACACACCACGUUCUUAUGUCUCUUGGAAAGUUAAGAACAUUGUUUAAAAUAUGGUAUGCCUUCCAUGCUAAGAAGUAUUUUGCUCCGUGAUUGUGGUGGCUCAAAUAGCAACUUGCAUCUGUUUUGAUACAUGGAGAACUCAAGAGAACAUAUGGUAUUUAGUGCCUUUCAAAUUAGUGGAUUUCAUAUUAAUUUCUCAAUCAAUAUGCAAUGUGUUUGUCAUGGAACAUUGCUAAAAAAAUUUGUGAUUUUUUUUUUGUUUAUAAAUCAUUACUAAAUUUUGAUUGCAAAUAAUUGUGAGGAUUCAUUAGCAGGAAUUUUAUCCAACAUACAAGCUUUUAGGUGAGUGAUAUACACUGAAAUUUUUUCUAUUUUGUUUGGUUUGAAAUGCUUUUCAAUUUUAAACCAACAUACUGUUAUUUGUUUGCAACAUGUUAUAUUUGUAGAAAAUUAUCUUAUCUAGAUUUAUACUAUGGAUUUGAAUAAUGUUUGAGGUGAAGGAGACUUUUUGGCAUGUCCUGCUAUCUUGAGUUGUGCAAGUCAAAGGCUCGAAGAGCACAAACUCUUAUGACUAGAGGAAAGACAAUUGAAUUCUCAUUCUAUGGUGUAGUGACGUGUCAAUUAGAUAUCUGGAAGUUAUAUGAUGUAACGAAUUAGAAGCUACCAAGAAGGUGCACAACUUUAAGCCUCCUCGAGAGCUAAUAAUUGAUGGUUGUAUGGCCAAGACACCUUUUUCCUAGGGACAGGUUUUUCAUUCAAUGUAAGAAGGUUGAUGGUUCAAAAUUGUAUAUAGGGCUUUGGGGUUGUUACUGAUUGGAAUGAUUCACAAUUCAAGCAACAACAAGUCUUUGGAAUUAUUUCAAAUCUCUAAAUGUCCUCUCACGUGUCUCCAAGAGGCCAACUUCCUGCAAUCCUAAUGAAGGUGGAGAUCCCGAAUUGCUAAAAUUUGGGGUGUAGAGUAGAUGAAUGUUGUCGAAUGCAAAAGAAGAAUACUACUUCUCUUAAAUACUGGCCAACUUCCUGCAAUCCUAAUGAAGGUGGAGAUCCUGAGUUGCUAAAAUUUGGGGUGUAGAGUAGAUGAAUGUUGUCAAAUGCAAAAGAAGAAUACUACUUCUCUUAAAUGCUGGUAUGUUGCUUGUCUCUAUCUCUCACAUCAUUGCUAAGAAAUGUCUUACCUGAUCUUGAAACACCUUGGUAUUUAUGAUUGGAAUGAUUCACAAUUCAAGCAAUAGCAAGUCUUUGGAAUUCUUUUAGAUUUCUAAAUAUCCUCUCAUGUGUUUCCAAGAGGCCAGCUUCCUGCAAUCCUAAUGAAAGUGGAGAUCCUAAGUUGCUAAAAUUUGGGAUGCAGAAUAGAUGAAUGUUAUCAAAUGCAAAAGAAGAAUACUACUUCUCUUGAAUACUGAUGAAUGGUUUUCAAAAGCAUUUUCCCUAGUAUCAAUGGAGGAAGACAAUCUACCUCAGAAACAACUAGCAUCUUUGAUUGAAUUGGUGUCUCAAGUCUCCUAAAGAACUCAGAAUUGAGUUGGUACUCAAGAUAGUUUACUUCCACAAGAUUGAAUUGGGGUUUGUUCCCUAAGACAAUUCAAAAUUAUAGCACUUUGAUUUCUUAUUGAUUGGAAUGAUUUAUGAUAGCACAAAAAAUGUCUAUGGAAUUCUUGCAUUUUUCUAAAUAUGUUGUCAUCAGCUAAGCUCCAUUUGUAUUUUGCAAGUGGAACCAUAUAUGAGAGACAGAACUCCUAAAUCCAAUAUUGAGAUAUGGGCCAAAGAUAGCCCACAUCUCCCAUGUGAAAACCGAUGGUGAGAUUCAUUUUUGAUCCAUAAUGGUUCACUGCAAUAGCGGAAGCGAGUUCAUCAUAUCCUAGUUUCACACCAUUGAAAUUUUCUAUAAGUGGAGCUAUUAGGUGAAUUUUGCCCUUACCUUUAUUGUGAAAAAACUUCACUAGGGAGCAGCUUUUGACAGUAGUUACAAGCUUUAUGGCUUUACAUUUACUAUUCAAUGUUUGUUCCACUUGUUGGUCAUUUCCAUAGUCCUAUGAAAGCAUUAAUAUUUUUGUCUCUCCCAAUUCAAUUUUUCAGGCAACUUUAUCCUUUAACUGGAUGAAUUCAUUUAUGUUAAUAAGAUUUUCAUUUUGGUGUAUUCCUACAAGAUUCUUUCGAUGAUGGGUUGUCAACUUCACUUUCAGCAUAGCUCCGAGUUCAUUCAGAUGCUCUCUUUCCAUGUCUUCCCAAGAAGUCAACUUCCUGCAAUCCUAAUGAAGGUGGAGAUUCUGAGUUGCCCAAAUGUGGAGUUCAAACUAAAUGAAUGUUGUCAAAUGCAAAAGAACAUCACAUCUUGAAUACUGAUUUUAGGUGGUAGAGGAAGGGAUAAUGCACCACAACACGUUUCUUGUGCAUCUUACAAUGAUGCUCUCUCACAAUGAUCAAAAGAAACAUAGUCAAAACUAAGCAAUGAUGCGAUUUUACCUCAAGGAGGAAGGAAAGGGAGAGGAGAGGAAGUAACCCAAUGCAAAGAUGCAUCAGAUUGCUGUGUCUUGACAAGGGGAUGAAGAGAAGGAGAACACAAGAUGCUGCUUAUUGGUAACACAAAGUCCUUAUGAAGAUAAAUUGUUUGUCUUGACCAAGAGAUGAAGAAACAGAAAAAAGAACCCAAGGUUCAUUAGAGGAUAUUGGUGUGACAAUUCACCCAUGUAAAUUUAAACAAGUAUCUCCAUUGAAAAAGGUUCACAUGACAUACCCAUGAGUGCUACACUUCUGUAAUUUCAUUAAACUGUCAUGCCACAAACUGUGGAUCAAUAUAUUGUGCUAUCA
Messenger RNA from Vitis vinifera (wine grape), 8977 nucleotides. Its product is annotated as putative disease resistance protein At3g14460. The transcript is spliced from 12 exons. The record is from RefSeq and is a predicted model, not a curated record. Lineage: Eukaryota; Viridiplantae; Streptophyta; Magnoliopsida; Vitales; Vitaceae. The coding region runs from base 80 to 4357 and encodes 1425 amino acids. Gene Ontology annotation, molecular function: ADP binding. Gene Ontology annotation, biological process: defense response to other organism.